UCAAGUAUCAUGAGUGAAUAUAAGAAAUCAGAAAAAUCGUAUAAAUCUAUCAAAUAUGCCAAUCCAGAACCAGGCGAAGAAGUUGUUAUUUCCGGAUUUGCUGGGAGAUUUCCCGAAUCUAAUAAUAUGGAAGAAUUGAAAGAUAAUCUUUAUAAUCGCAAAAAUUGCAUCACCGAAAACUGUCGUUGGAAACUAGAUCAUCCAGAAAUUCCAAAGCGAAUCGGCAAAAUAAACAAUAUUGAGAAAUUCGAUGCAUUAUUUUUUGGAAUACAUUUCAAGGAAGCUCAUACGAUGAAUCCUAUGAGCAGAAUGAUGCUCGAACAUACUUACGAAGCUAUAAUAGAUGCUGGGUAUAAUCCAGAGGAUAUUCGUGGAUCAAAGACAGGUGUUUUCAUAAGUACAUGUUUCUCUGAUUCCGAAGCAACAUGGCUCCACGGAAAACUUCAGACAAAUGGCUUUGGAAUCACGUGCUGUAGCAGAGACAUGAUGGCUCAAAAUAUUUCAUUUUGGUUGGGUGUAACUGGACCGUCUUCUCUGAUUGAUACAGGGUGUAGUUCUAGUCUUUACGCAGUGGAACAUGCUUAUCGGGCUAUACGUAGUGGACAAUGCGAUUAUGCUAUAGUCGGUGGAUCAAAUCUUUGUCUCCACCCAUACGUAUCUCUACAAUUUAAUUGUUUAGGAGUGUUGAAUCAGGAUGGUCGUUGCAAGGUUUUCGACGAAGACGCAAAUGGUUACACCCGUAGUGAAGGUGUUUCUGUAGCAUUUCUACAAAAAGCAAAAACUGCUAAGAGAAUAUAUGCUACGAUUAUUCAUGCGAAAACGAAUUGUGAUGGUUAUAAACAAGAAGGAAUCACAUUUCCAUCUAACAAAAUGCAAAGUACUCUUUUUAAAGAAUUCUACAAAGAAUGCAAUGUAUCAACGGAUUUUAUUUCUUACAUCGAAGCUCAUGGUACGGGAACGAGAGUCGGUGACCCUGUAGAACUGAGUUCAAUAGAUCAAAUUUUCACUAAAAAUACCACUAAUUCUCUUAAAGUUGGUUCUAUUAAAUCGAACAUAGGACAUACCGAAGGAGCCAGUGGCAUUUGUUCCAUUGCUAAGGUGAUUAUAUCGAUGGAAUCAGGUCUAAUACCCCCAAAUAUUAACUUUAAUAUACCACGCAAAGACGUGCAAGCGCUUACAGACGGACGAAUAGAAGUUGUUACCCAACCAACUCUGUUAGAUGGUGAAUACAUAGCCAUUAAUUCCUUUGGUUUCGGUGGUACUAAUGCUCAUGUUUUACUCAGAUCAAACUCAAAAAUAAAGCACAAUAAUGAAUUGCUAAAUGAUGAUUUGCAUAGACUCGUUGCUGUCUCAGGACGUACCGCAGAAGCAGUAGAAAUCAUAUUAAAUGAGAUUGAUAACAGACCGCUAGAUGUCGAAUUUAUUCGCCUUCUUCAUGAUAUUCAUCACAAGGCAAUACCAGGUCAUUUAUAUCGUGGAUUCACGAUAACUGAUCUUAAACCAUCCGACACCAAAGUAAGGGAGAUUGAAUGCUUUUCUGGUACUAAGAAGCCAAUAUGUUUCGUCUUUACUGGAAUGGACUCGCAGUGGCUCGAAAUGGGUGAAGCUCUGAUGAGAUUACCAAUAUUUGCAAAAUCAAUAGAAAAAUGCAACUCCGUGCUAAAGUCGCGUAAACUCAAUAUUUAUGAAAUAUUGACUGGAAAAGAAAAUAACUUGUUAGACAACAUCUUGCACUUGUCCGUCGGUAUAGCUGCGGUUCAGAUCGGCUUCGUGGAUCUUUUAACUUCAUUGGGAGUUCUACCGGAUUAUAUAAUCGGAUAUUCUGUUGGUGAAUUUGGAUGUGCAUACGCAGAUGGAAGUUUAACAGCGGAAGAAACAAUAUUGGCAGCGUAUUUCCAAGGAAUAUCCGUAAUAGAAGCAAAAAUACCUCAUUUUUCUGUGGUUUUGGUUGGGCUGGGUUAUAAACAUAUAGAGGAUAUGUGUCCUGAUGACAUCGACGUUAUAUGUCACAACGGACCCCAUAGUUCAACGAUUACCGGACCAGCCGAAUCUAUGAAAGCGUUUAUUAAAAAGCUACGGACAACGAAAAUUGCUGUGAAAAUAUUAUCGGAAAAAAGAAUACCAUAUCAUAGCCGUUACAUUGCUACAGUCAAAGUCAAACUUUUGGCAAAUUUACAAAAAGUGAUACCAGAGAGAAAACCUCGAAGUCGUAAAUGGUUGAGUACAUCAGUAUCAUGCAACGAAUGGUCGACUGCUACUGCACAAUAUUCAUCGGCUGAGUAUUUUACGAACAAUUUAUUGAAACCUAUACUUUUCGAGGAAACCUCGGCUUUUAUACCUAAUAAUGCCGUUAUCAUUGAAAUUGCGCCGCAUAUUCAACUACAAGAUAUUUGUGGCCUAUCAUUGCAAACAAUGGUAACGAAUAAUACAUUAAAUCUGCCAGAUCUCAAAGAUAAUAUGAAGAUUUUUCUACAAGGAUUAGGAAAACUAUAUAAUGCCGGCUUACAGUUUGACCUUUCUAAAUUGCAUCCCUUUGUAGCAUAUCCGGUCAGUCGUGGUACUCCAAUGAUAUCCCCACUCAUUAGAAUUUAUAUCAUGUUUAGGUGGGAACAUUCGUAUGAUUGGUUCAUAACAAAUUUCAAAAUGCACGAGAAGUUUAUGUCCGGAGAAAGAAUGGUGGCAAUAGCGAUAGUAGACAAAGAUUUCCAGUACAUAAAAAGUCAUAUAAUUGAUGGCAGAAAUUUAUUUCCUGCAGCAGGAUAUUUAUGUUUAGUAUGGGAAACAUUCGGAAUGAUGAUGGGACAGCUCUACACAGAAAUGUCCGUUGUCAUGGAAAAUGUAAAAUUCAAUCGAGCUACUAUCGUCCCAAACGUGGAGAAAAUCGAAAUGAUGGUCAUGAUUCAGAAAGGUAGCGGUAAAUUCGAAGUUGUCGAAGGAGGUACUGCUAUUGUUACUGGAAAGAUUAGUCUUGCAACGAACUUAUCGAAGGAGAAAGUACCCCUUGAUGUACUAAAGAGAAACUUUGACGCUGACAGCGAAGAAGAAGAAUUAGAAGAGAAAGAUAUCUAUAAGGAGUUAAAGUUAAGAGGAUAUCAAUAUAAUGGUCCCUUCCGAAGCAUUCGCAGUGCGUCUGUUUCGAGAAGGAAAGGGCAUAUCGAAUGGAAAAAGAAUUGGGUAGCGUUAAUUGAUAAUAUACUACAGAUGAAAACCUUUAAUCUAGAUACUAGAGAUUUAUUUGUGCCGAUCGGAAUUCAAAAAUUGGUAAUAGAUACUAAUGCUCAUCAACAAUAUUUUCAAAGUGUGACCAGUACUAAAAAAUAUAUACCUGUACAAUUUUUCAAAAACGUUGAUAUGAUUGCAGCGGUGGGUGUGGAAAUACAUAAACUUAGAAUUAGUGAGAUUUCCAGAAAGAGACCUAUCAGUGAUCCAGUUAUCGAAGAAUAUAAAUUCAUCGCUUAUCGUGACAAGAAGGAAACAUCAUUACGAGAAAUAUUAACGUUAUCCGUGCAUAUCACACUUGAAAAUAUACCAAUGUUUAAGAUGAAGACAAUCGAACUUAUUGACGAUAAGGACAAUAUCUCAACCGAAGAAUUCGUCUCUCCAAUGAUCUUGGAUAUAUUAAAUAAUUUAUCUAUAGUGGAAGUUAACGUUAAUGUAUUCACAUCGAGAAACAAAGUGGAAGAUAUUCCUAAAGGUGUCAUUGUUGCAGAACCAAAUAUGAUAGAAACGGAUGACAUCGCUUCAUUCGCUAUUGGAUGCGGUUUGUUGACGAACGGAGAAAAGAACAGCUUGAAAAAACUUCUAAAAUUUACAAAAAAUGGAGCAUUUCUUUUAUCUCGUGAAAAAAGAAACAUACCAUUAGACCUAUCAAUUUUACAGGAAUUUCAAUUACGUAUAGUAUUAGAAAAAUGUACCUCCGAGGAAUCCUGGAUACUUUUCAAAAAGACAAAUAAAAUCCCGGAACAGACCAUGAUUGUUAACGUUCAGAGUAAUGAAUUUAACUGGUUGCAAAAAGUACAAGCUGUACUUAAAAGAAAAGAAGAAGAGGAUAUCAGCAACACGAGAGUCAUACUCGUUGAAGAAGGAAACUUGGAGUCCGGUCUCUUAGGAUUCAUUAAUUGUUUACAGAAGGAACCUGGUGGGAAUAUCUUUCGAGCUGUUUUAAUUCAAGAUCUUAAAGCCCCGAAAUUUUCUCUGAAAAUACCAUUUUACUCCGAACAACUCGAAACGGAUCUCGUUACUAAUGUUUUACGACCAGGGAAUGUUUGGGGAUCAUAUAGGCACCAGUUACUUCCACCUCACGAGCCCAAACUCACGUAUCACGCCAUUAUUAAUCAACAGAUACGUGGAGAUUUAAGCACGAUACGUUGGAUUGAAGGAGGUAUUACGAAGGAUUAUCAAAAUGAAGAUCUUGUUAGGAUUCACUAUGCAUCAUUAAAUUUUAAAGAUGUGAUGUUGUCAACCGGUAAAAUAGCACAAGAAGAAGGCAAUAGAAAAGAUGUAGAUUGUGUAAUUGGAUAUGAAUAUAGUGGUAAAAGUAUUAGUGGACGUAGGGUUAUGGGAGUUAACCGCAACAGAUGUUUAUCGAACCUUUGUCAAUUGGACGAAACUUUUUCUUGGACUAUACCUGAAAGUUGGAGUUUGGAGGAUGCAGCGACAGUACCGUGUGUAUAUUGCACAUGCAUAGCUGCACUUUACAUUAACGGAGAAAUGCAGAAGGGUGACAAAAUCCUUAUCCAUGCUGGUUCUGGUGGAAUAGGGCAAGCCGCAAUUAACUUAGCCCUUCGUGAAGGCUGUGAAGUCUUUACUACGGUCGGUUCCCUAGAAAAGCGUAAAUUCAUUAAGCAGACAUUUCCUAGUAUCGAUGAUUAUCACAUUGGAAAUUCUCGAGAUACUACCUUCGAAAAAAUGAUUUUACAACAAACCGAUGGUGCAGGUGUAGACAUCGUUCUAAAUUCCUUGGCGGAAGAUAAACUUCAAGCAUCUCUGCGUUGUUUGGCCCAUAGAGGACGAUUUUUAGAAAUUGGAAAGUUCGAUUUUGCAGCUAAUAAUGAAAUAAACAUUAGAAUAUUUAUGAAGGGUAUUAGUUUUCAUGGUAUAAUGUUAGAUAAAAUUAUAAACACGAAUGACAAAGUCAAGAACGAAAUUAGUUCAAUAUUCAACAUACUUCUUAAGGAAAAUGCUAUCAAACCGAUUAUUCGAACUGUCUUCGACAAAUAUCAAGUAGAGACAGCAUUGAGAUUCAUGGCAGCUGGAAAACAUAUGGGUAAAGUCCUUAUAAAGAUCCGCGAAGAGAAUGAACCACUUAAUACACCCAUUUUGGCUGAACCUUCUUAUACAUGUAUUCCCCAUAAAAGUUAUGUAGUUCUUGGUGGCUUGGGUGGUUUUGGUUUGGAACUAAUCGAUUGGUUAGUUCUUCGAAAUGCUCAAAAUAUUGUGAUUACUUCGCGGAAUGGCAUAAAGAAUGGUUAUCAGCGCAUGAAAAUCAAAACAUUGGAAUCAUAUGGUGUGAAUAUUAAGAUUCUUGUCGGUCUCGAUGCGGCUAAACGAGAUAGCUGUGAGCAUAUAUUGAAAAGCGCGAUAGAUUAUGGUCCAGUCGAUGGCAUAUUCAAUCUCGCGGUCUCUUUGAGAGAUAGUAUUUGUAUAAACCAAACACCCCAAACUUUUGAGGAAUCUUUCAAAGGAAAAGCAUGGGCUACAAGAUAUUUGGACGAGAUGACUAGAAAGCUUUGUCCAGAUCUACGACACUUCGUAGUUUUCUCUUCUGUCUCGUGCGGAAGAGGAAACGCCGGACAAACGAAUUACGGUAUGGCAAAUUCCAUUAUGGAGAGAAUAUGUGAGAAAAGGGUUGAAGAACAUUUACCUGGAUUAGCUAUACAAUGGGGAGCAAUUGGAGAUGUCGGUCUUCUUGCUGACAUGCAGAAUGCUGAUAAAGAACUUACUAUCUGUGGUACCUUACAGCAAAAAAUAUCAUCAUGUUUAGAAGUACUGAGUAGAUUCUUGGUACAGGAAAAAUCUGUAGUUUCUAGUAUGAUUGUUCCUGUAAAACGUGUACGUAACGUUGCGAAUAAUGUUGUAGAUGCUGUCUUAAACAUUAUGGGUAUUAAUGAUUUAAAGAAUGUCAGACCACACACUACGUUGGCUGAACUUGGCAUGGAUUCUAUGAUAGCUGUAGAAAUAAAAGAUAGAUUAGAGUGUGAAUUUGAAAUAUAUCUCACGACGCAAUAUAUUAGAAAUUUGAAUUUUGCUAAACUAGUUGAAAUGAAUAAUAAAUCGACUGAUAAUGACAGAAGAAAAGAUAACACGAGAGAAGAAAUAUUAAGUAGUAGAAAGAUGUUGAUGCAAUUGUUCGGUGAAAAUCUUUCCACCGAUGUAACCAUUUCGCUUAAAACUAAUCCAGAGGACGGUCGAAAAGAGAUAUUCUUUCUACCAGGAAUCGAAGGAUAUGGUAGUGUUUUCAAACCAUUAGAAUCGAAAAUUAAAUCACCAGCGACUUGUUUUCAAUUGGCUGCGAAUUGUGAAUUAAAAACUAUUCCAGCUAUGGCCAAUUUAUUUCUACCGCAUAUAUUAGGGAAACUUCAAGAUCGAAAUGACUUCAUAUUAGUGGGGUUUUCAUUUGGAUCGCUCGUAGCAAUUGAACUAACCCGAAAGUUAGAAGCCAGAGGAUUUAAUGGCCAGCUUAUAUUGAUUGACGGUGCUCCUCAACAUAUUAAGACUCUUAUACAACAACAAUUGCAUUCGUCAUCGCAGGAGGAAUUCGAAAGCAAUAUUUUGCUUGCUAUAUUGAAUGCAUUUAUAUUUAUUAAUUCUGCAGAGCUUAAAUUUGAAUUAAGAAAAUGUAGUUCGUGGAAUGAAAAAGUGAAUGCAUUUUUUAAUAUACUAUCCUCUGAACAAAGAGAAUUGUUUUUUAAAAGUAAUCAAAAGGAUAUUAUUCAUUCUCUUUAUGUUAGAUUACAAGCAGCUGUAGCAUAUAACCCAGAACCAAUACCAUAUGUAAGAGCACCAAUUACGUUGUUCAAACCUAUGUUAGCGUCUGUACGAAACGAGCAAUAUGAUUAUGGACUGCAGAAUAUUACUGAAGCCAAAGUGGAUGUACACGUUGUCGACGGCGAUCAUAUCACGAUGUUAGAAGAUAUGAAAAUUGCAAUGGCAAUUAAUGAUGAAUUGUUCGACGUUGCUGAGGGAUUUUAAAAAAAUCUAAUGAAAGAAAACUACUGAAAAUGAAAAUUAUAAAAUUAAUUUAUAGUGUUCGGGACAUACGUACAUCGGGAUUCCGAUGAUAUAAAAUGGAUGAUAAGAUGAUUUAAUUAAGCUUAUAAAACAUUAUAUUUAAUGUAAACGGAAAACUAUACAAAUCGGAAUUAACGAAGCAGGAAUAGAUCUAAAUACUUCUAUGUAGCUGUUUUAGGUCAAAUUCUCGAUUGAUCUUAGCUCAAUUAUGUAUAAUUUUGGUAGUAAUUUCGAACAAUGAAUUCUUGAAAAAGUAUAGCGUAUAGACGUACAUAUAUAUAGACAUAUUUAUAUACCUAUAAUAAAAUUUUGUCGCACUCAAUUACUUUGUGUUAAGUACUUUAUGGAAUGCUAAAAAUUCGCGAACAAGUUAUGUUUUAGCAAUUUUUUUAUAUUAUACUGUUUUACAUGCUCUAUAAAGGACGUAUAGGACAAUUAGGAACUUUUGCGAGACACGUUUUAUUAAGACGUGUCAAAAUCGCUAGUUGCCUAGAGAUGGCCUUCUAGUUCGGAUUCACUUUGAACUCGUCUAAGUCGUACCGAUAUAUAUAUAUAUACAUAUAUAUAUAUAUAUAUAUAUAUAUCUAUAUCUGGAUAUAUAUAUAUCUGCGCUUGCGCAUCGAUCAAUCAAUAUUUAUAAGAUUGAAGCUAGUUACUUCACGAAGCACAUCUUCAACAAAUGGCGAUCGAGACCUCUUUGAUAUAAUUCGGCCACGAAAAACGAUUUAUAAGAUGAAGUCCAAUUUUAUUUUUAUAUUCAAAUUGCUUAUUGCAACUUCACUCUAUGGAUCUCUCAAUACGUAGAGUCACGAAAACGAAACAGUCUAACCACCGAUUAAUUGCGAUUUCUUAACAACUGAAAACAUUUCAAGGCUUUCGCCAGACAUUAGCUAUCGAUACAUAAAAUUAUCCGUUAUAAUAAAGCUUCAAUUUAUUAUCGCAUUUUCAUUUUUGUAUAAUUGAUGCGUUAGGAUAAAAAUAUAAUUAAAUAGUAUAAUAUAAUAUACGAACGUUAUUAUUAAACGCUAUCAAUUCUUAAAAUUUCGUAUUAAGAAUAAGAGUCGCCUAAUUCACUGAAAAGUGUAGUGCUCUUUCGUGUUAUUACGAGUUCGAUGAAUUAUUACGCAACCCCAACAUAAAAUUUGCAAAUUUAACAUAAACAAAUCUUCCAAAUUUAACAUAAAUGAAGACGUAUCACAUCGCACGGAAAUAAUAUCCAAAUUCGUUCAAUAAACGUAUUCUUCUUAGUACUCUGACGUAUUUCGAAUAGAUUGAUUCGUUAUAUAUGUCUAUUGAACAUAUUUCACGUAAAGAACGGAUAGAAUGCGAUGGGGAUAUGAUGAUGGUUGAUUCGAUAUAUUUCUCUUCUUUUACAAAUUUUGUCUAUGUGAUUUAAUGCGUGAAUCCGAGAACAGUAUAGAGAUAUUCAAUUUGAUUUGUUAAUUAUAAUUUACAGAUAAUUAGUAUAUAGUUUACAUAGUUAUAUUGCAAAUAUAAACAGAAAGAUUUGAA
Molecule: messenger RNA, 8742 nt
Organism: Vespula vulgaris
Lineage: Eukaryota; Metazoa; Arthropoda; Insecta; Hymenoptera; Vespidae
Product: fatty acid synthase-like
Exons: 19
Coding region: 10-7191 (2393 amino acids)
Biological process (GO): fatty acid biosynthetic process
Molecular function (GO): phosphopantetheine binding; fatty acid synthase activity; oxidoreductase activity
Source: RefSeq, a predicted model, not a curated record